This is a messenger RNA of Ctenocephalides felis (cat flea), 2839 nucleotides long. Its product is annotated as protein HIRA-like. NCBI's taxonomy places the organism in Eukaryota, Metazoa, Arthropoda, Insecta, Siphonaptera, Pulicidae. Gene Ontology annotation, biological process: DNA-templated transcription; regulation of DNA-templated transcription; chromatin remodeling. Gene Ontology annotation, molecular function: protein binding; nucleosome binding. Gene Ontology annotation, cellular component: HIR complex; nucleus. The record is from RefSeq and is a predicted model, not a curated record.
UAUUAUAAAUUAAAUAAAAAAUGAUUUUUAAAGUGAUUUAUUUUGGUUAAGAUACACAAAUUUUACAUUGAUUUAAAAUUUUCGUGCAAGUUAUUUGCGUCGAUUCAUUAUGUAGAAUUCUUAUAGUAUGUUAAUAAUUACCCGACAACUAUUACUAUUACUAUAGACCUAUAGCGAAUUGUUAGCACUUACAAAUAUUGUAAAAUUUGAUACCGCUCAGGUAAUAAUGGUACAACCUUUUUGCAAGUACGAUGACCAACAAGCUACAGUUGUGAUAUGGUGAAAAUUCAGUUAAAACAUUAUUGAUUUCAAAUUAAUAAUUCGAUUAGUUUUUAUAGAUUGUGUAUGUAGCUUUGUUAUAAAAAUUAACUUUAUUAAAAGUUAAUUAAUGAGGCUGAUAAAACCAAGUUGGAUACACCAUGAAGGUAAACCAAUAUUUUCAAUUGAUGUUCAUCCUUCUGGAAAUAAACUUGCAACAGGAGGCCAGGGGGGAGAUUCUGGAAGAGUGGUCAUCUGGAAUUGGGCCCCCUUAGUCUCACUCGAUGCUGAAAAUGAUCCCAAUGUUCCAAAAAUAUUGUGUUUAAUAGAUCAGCACUCAGCUUGUGUAAAUUGUGUACGAUGGAGUUGGAGUGGAACAAUGUUAGCAUCAGCGGGAGAUGACAAACUGAUCAAGAUAUGGAAGAAAGGAGCAGGAACAGGCGGAACUGUUUUUGGUAGCAAGGUUGUUAAUAAGGAAAAUUGGAAAUGUUCAGCUACUUUACAAAUUCAUCAAGGUGAUAUUUUGGAUUUGUCAUGGUCACCAGGAGAUCGGUGGCUAAUGAGUUGCAGUGUUGAUAAUACAAUAAUUAUUUGGGAUACUACAACUUUUACUGUAAAAGAACAACUUAGUGGGCAUACGGGAAUGGUGAAAGGUGUGGUUUGGGACCCUGUUGGUAAAUAUUUAGCUUCACAAUCUGAUGAUAAGAGUGUUAGAGUUUGGCGUACGUCAGAUUGGAUGCAAGAAGCUGUUAUUACGGAACCUUUUGCUAAAUGUGGAGGUACUACUCAUGUUUUGCGUCUUUCCUGGUCACCAGAUGGUCAGUACUUGGUUUCAGCUCAUGCCAUGAAUGGCAGAGGUCCAACAGCCCAAAUAAUUGAACGAGAUGGAUGGAGCAGUGACAAAGAUUUUGUUGGCCACAGAAAAGCUGUAACAUGUGUUAGAUUCAACAAUAAUAUAAUGGAACGAGGCGCUAGGCCUGGAGCCCGGCCUGUCAAAUAUUGCUGUCUUGCUAUGGGAUCACGAGAUUGUGCAUUAUCUGUUUGGUGCACUUCAGAUCACAGACCAUUAUUUGCAAUACAUGAUUUAUUCACAAAGAGUGUAAUGGAUCUUUCAUGGAGUGCUGAUGGAUUGUCUUUAUUAGCUUGUAGUUGGGAUGGCAGUGUAGCAUGCUUGCAUUUUAAAAGUGAAGAAAUGGGUCGACUGUUGACGAGUGCAGAAAAGAAUGCAUUAUAUGAAAGACUUUAUGGACAGUCAGCUGAAAACAUAAAUGAUUCUGGAAAUCGCACAAUUCUGGAAAGUUGUGAUUUAUUGGAUGAAACCAUCAAACCAGUGCCAAAUCAAGUAAAUGGUGUUGAAGAAACAAGAAUAGUAUCUAGUGAAGUAUCGAUUAAAGACCAAAGUUUAAAUGUUAGUGUUGAACAAGAAACCAUAAUCAAUAAAUCACAACCUCCACCUACUGCACCAAAACCAAUAAACAAACAGAUUGAAACGAGAACAUCUGAUGGCAAACGUAGAAUUACUCCCAUGUUUAUCCCAGCAAAUGUAGAAUCAAAUAGUUUACAAAAUGGAACUAGUUUUCCAAGCAGUGCAGUCAUGUCAAACAGUAAAGCAGCUAGUAUAACAAAUCCUAUGGUUAAACCCUCUGUUACCAUGUCUAAUCAAGUCACUCUUCCUAAGUCAAAUGUUGCAUCUAAUAGGAUUAUUGAUAAUAAUAAAACUGUAGAUGAAUCGGCUCUAGAUUUACCAAGUGUUGGACCUGCAGCAGUUCCAGAAAAAAAAACUAAAUUAGAUAAUGUUCGAUCUAAUAUAUCCCAAGCAGGACCAUUAGCAGCAUUUACUGGAAAUGUAGUUCGGGAUGCAGGAAAAUAUAAAAUACAGGUGCGUCAAUUGUGUAUGCAGCCUGCACAGCUUCUUUCAUAUCAGUGGCUUGUGAAGAUAUGCUGCACUAACAACAAAUUCUCAUGUUCUGGUUGGAAUAUAUCUGAAAGAAAAGCUAUUUUUCGUGAAACAUUUGGACAUCUUUUAGCAGAUGCUACAUUAUUGAAUUGUGCUCUAACACAUUUUGGUAUGCCAAUCAUAACAUUUUCAAAUGGCAAAUCAUAUACUUAUUGUAAGGAUCUACAAACAUGGAUAAUGUUAUGUAAUCCACGAGACCCUGUAAUGAGGAUAGGAAUGUGGUCCGUCUCUAAAGCUACUCCGCCUCCUAGGGGACAAGCUUUGACUAUUGCACAACAUGCAAUAUCUGCCAAGUCCAUGUUAUAUGGUGCUGGUAAUACUCGUCAGCAUGCAGCAGCCCAAAGCUUUCUGGAAUCACAAUUGAUAGCAAGUGAGGCCUUGAAAUCAGCUGAUGACUUCCGAUAUUGGCUAGAAGCGUUUAUGGAGCAUUUAGGAGCUCAUGGGCCUGAGCAAGCAUUGAGACGAGUACUAGAUGAUCUGUUGGGACUUGACAAAAAUGUACUAUUAGAAUCUUGCCUACGAAUUCUGAGGAAGCGUAAAUGGCAAAGAAUAUAUUUAGAAUAUUCAGAUCAGAUAAAUGAAAUAAAUGCUCAAAAUACUAAUCAUUUUGGUAUCAUAUGUUAA